This is a messenger RNA of Eleginops maclovinus (Patagonian blennie), 2674 nucleotides long. It is a transcript of the gene pde12, whose product is annotated as phosphodiesterase 12. The transcript is spliced from 8 exons. NCBI's taxonomy places the organism in Eukaryota, Metazoa, Chordata, Actinopteri, Perciformes, Eleginopidae. Gene Ontology annotation, biological process: nuclear-transcribed mRNA catabolic process, deadenylation-dependent decay. Gene Ontology annotation, cellular component: mitochondrion. Gene Ontology annotation, molecular function: 3'-5'-RNA exonuclease activity. The record is from RefSeq and is a predicted model, not a curated record. Bases 482 to 2257 code for a protein of 591 amino acids.
CAGCCAUAUUUGACAGAAGAAGAAGACGCUCGGCAUGACUUAUCAAGGAAAGAAAUUACAGAUAAUGUAGCAGCUUUUGUGAAUAUUUAAAAAGAAUAACAUUUUCUUUUAAGCAGCAUUUUAUAUCUCUGGAUCCUGCAUGCUCUCUAGUUUUGAAUCAGACUGCUGGAAGGUGGAUACAACUCGCUGGUUUUCUCUUCUGGUUAGCUUGUUGGUUAGCACUAAGGGGUGGGCAAUCUGUCUGGCAGUUGUUGGCGUCAUAUAAAUAGGGAGCACGCUACCUGUCGAGGACGUUACCAGCGUAGUUGUGUUGGUGUAUGUUAAUGUUGAUGUUGAUUAGAGUUAGUGCAGUUUAGUGCCAGUGUAGUUAAACGUCAGAGUAGUUUCCCUGCUGUCAUCUACCUGUCGCCGGUCGCUGACAUAACUUAGUUUACGGUCAGUGUAGUUUUCCCUGUUGUCCUCUACCUGCCGCCGAGACUUCAUGUUCAAUCGCUUUUCCGCUGCUCUCACUCUUCUCCCCCGCUGCCUACUGCUCGCCUCCUCCCCUAGGACUCUGACGAGAGCCUGCCACUUCCUCGGAAGGAUGAAACCCACCGUGGUGAGGUGCCUCCCUGGGGAGCCCAAACUCACCAUCUCCUUCAGUCUGGACGGCAGCCACAAACACAUGCUGCGGGACCAGGAUGAGCCGCUGGGAAAAGCCCUGGCCAGGAUCUCUCAUGGCCUCAACAAGAGCCAAGGAAAGGGGAAGAAGUCGAAGAAAAAGAAAGGAGAGACGCCGGACGAAGCCCCUGGGCUCACCGCGGUGAAGCUCUACUACAACGGGGAGGAGGUGUCCGACACGUUGAUGAACUCGGAGGCGUGGCGGGACGGAUCAGUGCUCCAGGUGGGAGACGUGAAGUACUCAGUUCGCAGGAACACUCCCACUUUCACCAACGCAGAGCUCCCCGUGUCCCUGCUCGCAGAGUUCCCCGUCUGUCCCAACCUGGAGAUAGAGUUUGGGAACCUGCAAGACUGCGAGUUCACGUGGUAUAGAGAAAAUGCCCCAAAUACAAGCACUGAAACUGCUGGAGAAGUUGAAGGUCAAGACAGCGAGUGGACAGAGGUAGGAUGUGGGAGAGUCCACGUUCCUUCCAUUCAGGAUAUCGGCUACAGGCUCAAACUGCGCUGCACACCUAAAGAUGGAGGACGUAGUGGCCUGCCCAAGGAUCUCGUCUCUACGGCCAUAGAAGCCGGACCGGGGGUGUGCACGUUCGACAACAGGCACGCGUACACUCUCAAAGAAGCAGAGUGGCCGGCUGUGAGGGUGGUGUCGUACAACAUCCUCGCCGACAUCUACGCCCAGACAGAACUGUCCAAGACGGUUCUUUACCCGUACUGCGCCCCCUACGCCCUGCAGCUGGACUACAGACAGAACCUGAUCAAGAAGGAGCUCGCCGGGUACAAUGCUGACAUUAUCUGUCUGCAGGAGGUGGACAAAGGGGUGUUUUUGAACAGUCUGACUCCAGCCCUCGAUGCAUUCGGUCUGGAUGGCGUUUUUAGGACCAAAGAGAGGCAGCAUGAAGGACUCGCCACGUUCUACCGCAGGUCAAAGUUCAAGCUGCUGAGCAGUCAUGACAUUGCGCUGAGCGAGGCGUUAUCCUCUGACCCGAUCCACUCUGCGCUGCUGGAGAAGCUUUCUGCGAACACGACUCUGAAGGCGAACAUCCUGCACAGGUCCACCGUCCUGCAGGUCAGUGUGCUUGAGGAUGUGAGUAAACCUGGCAGGAAGGUCUGCGUGGCAAACACUCACCUGUACUGGCUCCCCACAGGAGGGAGCAUCCGCUUGGUCCAGAUGGGCGUGGCUCUGCAACACCUGAGUCAUGUGAUCAACGAGGUCUCACCUGGAGCCCCUCUGAUCUUUUGUGGUGACUUCAACUCACAUCCUGACUCAGGUGUGUUCCAGCUGCUCAGCAAGACGCUUGUUCCUCUGCAGCACGCAGACUGGAUCAGCAUGGGACCAGAGGAGUCCUGCAGCAUGGACCUGAUCUCUGCCUUCCCCCCUCUGCUGAGUGCCUGUGGACAGCCAGCUUACACCAACUAUGUGGGAGGAUUUCAUGGCUGCCUGGACUACAUCUUCAUACAGCCAGACAGCAUACAGGUGGAUCAGGUGAUUCCUCUGCCCAGCCACCAGGAGGUCACCACCUACGAGGCUCUGCCCAGCGUAGCUCACCCCUCUGACCACAUCGCCCUGAUCUGUGACCUGCGCUGGAACCCCUGACCUCCUUCACCAAAGACACUAGAGAACCAGGCUUCUCCCACAAUUACAUCCAGACUUUGGAUUUUCUUAAUUCAGUGCUUGAGCUGAAAUGCUGCACAUUGCUUGUUAUUUUUCUUAAAUGUAAUUGCUAUUUGGCUGUAACACUUGACAGAACACCAACUGCUGGUUCAUAUUUGGUUAAUAAUUCUUGUUAAUAUGAGUUCAUAUUAGAAAUAGAAGUAAUGUGAUUGCUGCUGGGUUUUAGUCACUCUAAAAUGACUGUGACACAUCUUAGUUCACAUGGACUCUUAAUGGUUCUUAAAAGAAAUACACAUAUUAACAUUUUAAUAAAGUUAUUUAUUAUUACUUUCACAUUUAUUUUUAUUUUGGCCAGACAAGUUGAUCAGUAAGUUAUUUGAAAUAAAGUCUCAAAGCAUU